Messenger RNA from Dalotia coriaria, 1455 nucleotides. RefSeq names its product caspase-1-like. The coding region runs from base 171 to 1349 and encodes 392 amino acids. The transcript has 3 exons. The record is from RefSeq and is a predicted model, not a curated record. Gene Ontology annotation, biological process: proteolysis. Gene Ontology annotation, molecular function: cysteine-type endopeptidase activity. NCBI's taxonomy places the organism in Eukaryota, Metazoa, Arthropoda, Insecta, Coleoptera, Staphylinidae.
GAUACAACAAAAUUCAUAGGAGAAGCAGAAAAUUUAUGAAAAAGUUAGGAAUAUAAAGGUUUGAAAAUGCGAUAGCUGCGAAACAAACUUUAUCGAUACUAUCUAAAUCGUUGAUAGCUACUUAGCACGAAUUGUGUAUACAUCAGUUGUCAAAAGUUACUCGACUAAAAAUGGCGACUCCGUAUCUCGCACAAAUCGACGUGAAACUCGCAGCAAAUUUUGAAAAAUACGACCAAGCCAAAGCAAAUGGCAAGCUACACGUGUACAAUACUACAUCCAAGAACCGCGGAGUUGUAAAGACAAUCAAUAUUUAUAAAAUAAAUCAUGAUGAUUCACAAGAGGAUUGCAGAAAAGGCUCGGAAAUUGAUGUGCGUAAUUUGGUAUCCUUAUUCGAGCAAAUGGGAUUUACUAUUGAUAUGGAUGAAAAGACCAAGACCCAAUCACCAUAUACAAAACAGGAUAUCAUCGAUAAUUUAACUGAGUUUGUUAAUAACGAGAAAUUAAAAACCGCGGAUAGCGCGAUUCUCUUCAUCAUGGGUCACGGAGGCAGAAAUUCACAUAAGAGAGACUACUUGUACUUAGCCAAUGACGAAAAAAUUUAUUAUGAUGAAGUGUAUGAAUAUUUCAAUAAUGCUAAGUGCAGUUAUAUGCAGAACAAACCAAAAAUGAUUUUCUCGCAAAUGUGCAGAGGAGAUGAGCCAGAUUCUGGUGUGUCUCUCAUACAAACAGACGGUGCUCCAAGUUCCGGUCCAGUAAUACCAAGCUUUUGUAUGUACUUUCAAUUUACCAAUUCUUGGGCUUUAGGCUUCAGUGCAGUGAGACUUACAAACGCAGGAAGUUUAUUCAUAAUCAAAUUGUUUGAGGAAUUUAUGAAAGAGGCCCACGAAGAAGAUGUCGUUACAAUGCUGGCUGCAGUAAACCAAAAGAUUUCCGAGGAAAAAUUCUAUAUAGCAUCAAAUGCAAUUGUUCAAGCGGCUGAACACACUAACAGAACGUUUAGAAAAUGUUAUCUUAAUCCUGGUAUAUAUCGAGAUGAUGAUGGGGUGGUCAGAUAUAUUAAAACUGACGAGGAAGUGUCUGUGCAACAAGUAAAUGUUAAUCAAAAAGCAGAUAAACCAAAUAUUAAUCCUAAUAAUGGGAAAAUGCGUACAGACAGCAGAGACUCUGAGCAAGCACCUAGUAGAAAAGUACUACAACCUGAAGCCGAAAUACGCCGCGGAGAAGGUGGAGAUAGUGGUGGAGGAAGAGGAGGCAGCGGGGGAGGAAGCGGAGGUUCUGGAGGCGGCGAUGGGGCAAGUAGAAAUGGUGGAGGCGACGGCGGAAGCACUUAUUACACCGUUAACGAUUAAAGCCAAUUAUCAUUACGAUUUGCUUAUUAUUUAUGUUUGUUGUUAUUUGCAUUAAUAGGUAUUGUGACUAGUAUCACAUUUAUAAAAAACUAGGAGGUACGAUAAA